This is a messenger RNA of Camponotus floridanus (Florida carpenter ant), 1479 nucleotides long. RefSeq lists its product as uncharacterized. The record is from RefSeq and is a predicted model, not a curated record. The coding region runs from base 124 to 945 and encodes 273 amino acids. The transcript has 3 exons. Lineage: Eukaryota; Metazoa; Arthropoda; Insecta; Hymenoptera; Formicidae.
UUCACUACGCACGGAACGGCUUUCGGAAAAGGGAGGUCCGAACUACGUAGAUCCAUCGAACGCGUCGUGCCGCGAUCUAGUGCCAAUCUUUCUCCCGUUUCGUGGAAUUUUCCGCACUGAGUCAUGAAGAUGCUGAAGAAGCUGUUGAUCUUGACGACCGCGAUCGUCUUAACCGCCGGACAAAGCAUCGACGAAUGCCUUAAGCAAGACAGCAUAGCCUGCGUGCAAAAGACCCUAUACAGAACCGCCAAGGAAUUCUUCGCCCAGGAUAAACUUGAGCUUGUGAAUGGAGUGAGCCUUGUGAAAAGUAAUGCUGAUGACAGGAGUGCCAGAUCUGGCAAGGAACUCGCCUACGAUCAAGAGAUAGACGCCGCCAACGAUAUCACGGAGAGACAAAACACCCUCGAGAACUUUAUCAGCGAUGAAGCUGGACAGCUCCUGACCGGUCGCAGUCUUAGGAUUAAUCUUGCACCCGCCUUUGAAAAAAUCCGUGAAUCGGCUCGCGCCAUCAGCGAGUCUGUGCCACCGGAAAUUCGUCAGGCCGUCGAUGAAGUUGUCGAAGGUCGAGGCAAGAAGAAAGGAUUGAAAGCGCUUAUACCUCUCGUGAUUGCCGCGAAAGUGAAGCUCGGUCUUUUAGCGACUCUCGCUUACUUUGCCGUCUAUCUCAUAGCGAAAAAGGCGAUCUUCGUGUCUCUCAUUUCCCUCCUCAUUUCUGCCUUUAUCGGUUUGAAGGCCCUCUGGGCGAAAAAAGCCGGCUAUCACGAUUAUACUCCUUACAAUAGCGGCUGGAGCGGACCUAUUGCAUCUGGUGGAUGGUCUGGUCCCGUCAGCGGUGGAUGGUCCGCUCCCGUCAGCGGUGGAUGGGCCAGCGGCGGCUCUUCCGGUUGGGAAGAUCCUCACGCUUACUCGCACAGCCAGGCGUACUCUGGCUAUCAUCAUCACUAACGAUAGCCAUUGAUGCUUUCUUCUACAACUUUUCUAUUUCCCCUCUUCUUUUUUUUUUAUCGAAUAAUGGGCGACGGAAAGAAUGAGAUACCUUCGAAAGUCGAGUGAUUCAAGCUUCACUGUUGAUCCUCCAUUGUUCGCGAUUAUUAUAAAAAUAUUUAUUCUUAUUUAUAUCAUUAAAUAGUAAAUAUAUAUAUAUAAAUGGGGCGCUUGGCCUUUCCGUGCAAUGUACAUAAAAUUAUAUAUUACACAAUCGCAUAUUUCAUUAUCGCGAAUAGAUCGAGCAGGUAAAAUGUAAAAUCGCCUUAAGCUGCGAAGCUAGUCGCGACACGUUCGAUCGGCGAAUAAUGUCUUUAUGUUGAGAGAGAUAUAAUGUUACAUAUUACGAUUUUGCCAUCGCAACUUUAGCGCGAGCUUCGGCGCGAAUCUACAAAACUCACUUGAGACGCAGGUUGGUGAAUCAUGGUUACAUCUAGUCCAAUACGAUGUAUAUGCAACACAGUUACAUCCUUACGAAUCUGUAUGCUUCGUAAU